GCGCCCGGCCAGCAUUGUAUUUUUAAUAGCACAAACAGGUUGGGGAAUGUUCAACGAAACUAAUUUUUUUCCCCCUUCCUAACAUGGAGCUGCUGUUUGCUUAUACAGGGGAAAGGUAGGGUUUCUGGGAGGAAUAGAGAUGAAAGGAAAAAGUAAUUUUGGAGCAUGAGAUAUUCUGGGGAAUGAGACUCUCCUUUAGGGCAAACUAGGGACCCAAGAGCCAGGGGGCCAUGAAGGUGGGAGGCAGAAGAGAAGGCGGAUGUCAGAGACACGCAAUAGUUAUUUGGGGGAAAAUUGUUGAUUUGUGCACAACUCAUAUCUUGGGAAAUGAAAGGAAUGUUCUUUCUCUGUCACCUGCUGUUCCUCUUCACCCUCCACUGCCUUAUAUGGCCCAGUACGCAGAAUACAAACCAGUGCUAGAUUACAUGCUACAUGCCUGACAGUGAGACAUUGCUUCUGCAGGAGUUCUUGCUUCCAGUCAAUGAGUUUACCACUACAUCUUGGGACACACUCAUUUUAAAGUUGGGAACUGCCUGUAUAAGACAUGGUUACUGCCCUGGAGGGAUUCACAGCGACUAGAUUUAAGGGAGACCAGUUAAUAAAUAGGAAACUACUGGAGAAUAAUCAAUGGUCAGCUGUAGGAUAUUGGUUUUAAGUAAAAUGCAAGUUUAUGCUAGGGUGGUAUGUCGGUUCAUUGAAAUUCUCACAUAGGACAGUAUGACUGAUCUAUGCUAAGAAUAUACUUGGAUAGUAAGAGGAGGAAGAAGAAAAUUCUAAAUGGUGAUGGAAAUCAACUGGAGCCAAUGUUUGGCAUCAGACAUGAGCAUGGACAGGAUAGGCUGCUGCAAGGAUGAAUCAGGCCUGAUGGAAGCAUAAUGGCUUUCUAAGAAGCAGUGGGAGAUUGGCAUGGCUAAAGUAAGAUGGGGUCAAACAUUUCCUGUAAAUUAAAGUUCAUGAAACAUAUCACUUGAAAUUUGCACACAUUUCAUGUGACUGAACACUUUGAGGCAGAAAGUCUUGACAUACUUUUUCAGGGGCAUGAGUUAAUGUGGCUAAAGUUCAGAUGAGGUGAGGAUCAGAUCUUGGAAGAACGAGAAUCCAUAUUAAGGACUUUGGAUUUGAUGAAAUAGUGCAUUUAUGGUGUUAUUGGAAAUACUUCAUUAGGGCUGGAGCAUUGGCUUGUGGCUGGCACACAAGAUGAAGGUGGAAGAAGUCAGGGAUACCACUUAGGAAGCUGCUAUGAUAGGCCAGGAGUGAGGAGCUGAGUACCUGGACCAAGACGGAAGCAGCAGGUUGGAGAAAACACAUCUGAAAGUCUCUGUGGAGAUGGAAAUGAUAGGACUUAGAGAUCGCAUAGGGUGAGCCACAGAAAGUCCGUAGGUUUCUCUGGGUAACUUAAGCAUAAUAGGAACACUAUUAGAAGUUCAUGUUCCCAUGAAAGUUCCUUACCUGUGGAGCCUCCCAUGCCCUCCUGGUGAACCUCCAUUUCUAAGGAAACCCUAUAGCAUCUAUUGAGUAAUUUAAUUCUGCAAAAAUUCAGACGUCUCCAAUGGAAGUCUUUAAGCACAUAUUCACUAACUUGAUUUUGCAAAAUUAUGUUAGCAAAUAUGUGCUAUAAGGUUUCCAACCCGACAGACAUAAGCAUGUAAAUCAUUCUACUGCUAGUUUUGGUGGAGGGUAGUGACAACUGUCAGUGUUUCAUAAAAGAGUAACAUGUCCAGAGUUUGUUCGCACAGAAAUGAAUGCUUUUUAGCUUCAUCACCCCUGUGCCUUUCCCAUGAACCCCGUCUCCCCAGGAAACGAUAUAGCACCAAUUUAAUAACUUAAUUUGUAAAAGGAGGUUAGUGAAUCAAUUCUGUAAGACUCAUGGAAAUAUUUGAAAUUAAUUAGCCUUGUCAGCUUUUAUUUGCGUAGGCUGUCUUUAAACCAUAUCCCCCAGUCCAAGUACAACUUUUUAGCAAGACUGAUUUUAAACAAUGAGACUUAGAGAAUCUGUGUACAAGGAGCUUGAAUAAUUUAAAUGCGUGAGUUUAUUAUUAACACAGUAGCAAAUAUAUCAAGGAAACACGCCCCAUGAAAAGUGUUUCAAAGAAACACAAAUCUGUUCUGAGAAAGGUCUAUACACAAUAAGUAAGCCCAAAGAGGCAUGUUUGCUUGGUGAUGCCCAGCAGAUAAGCCUGGCAAACCUCGGUGUGAUCGAAGAAGCCAAUUUGAGACUCAGCCUAGUCCAGGCAAGCUACUGGCACCUGCUGCUCUCAACUAACCUCCACACAAUGGUGUUCGCAUUUUGGAAGGUCUUUCUGAUCCUAAGCUGCCUUGCAGGUCAGGUUAGUGUGGUGCAAGUGACCAUCCCAGACAGUUUCGUGAACGUGACUGUUGGAUCUAAUGUCACUCUCGUCUGCAUCUAUACCACCACUGUGGCCUCCCGAGACCAGCUUUCCAUCCAGUGGUCUUUCUUCCAUAAGAAGGAGAUGGAGCCAGUUUCUAUUUACUUUUAUCAAGGUGGACAAGCUGUAGCCAUCGGACAAUUUAAAGAUCGAAUUACAGGGUCCAACGAUCCAGGUAAUGCAUCUAUCACUAUCUCGCAUAUGCAGCCAGCGGACAGUGGAAUUUACAUCUGUGAUGUUAACAACCCCCCAGACUUUCUCGGCCAAAACCAAGGCGUCCUCAACGUCAGUGUGUUAGUGAAACCUUCUAAGCCCCUUUGUAGCAUUCAAGGAAGACCAGAAACUGGCCACACUGUUUCCCUUUCCUGUCUCUCUGCGCUUGGAACACCUUCCCCUGUGUACUACUGGUAUAAACUUGAGGGAAGAGACAUCGUGCCAGUGAAAGAAAACUUCAACCCAACCACCGGGAUUUUGGUCAUUGGAAAUCUGACAAAUUUUGAACAAGGUUAUUAUCAGUGUACUGCUAUCAACAGACUUGGCAAUAGUUCCUGCGAAAUCGAUCUCACUUCUUCACAUCCAGAAGUUGGAAUCAUUGUUGGGGCCUUGAUCGGUAGCCUGGUAGGUGCCGCCAUCAUCAUCUCUGUUGUGUGCUUCGCAAGGAAUAAGGCAAAAGCAAAGGCAAAAGAAAGAAAUUCGAAGACCAUCGCGGAACUUGAGCCAAUGGCAAAGAUAAACCCAAGGGGAGAAAGCGAAGCAAUGCCAACAGAAGACGCUACCCAUCUAGAAGUAACUCUACCACCUUCCAUUCAUGAGACUGGCCCUGAUAACAUCCAAGAACCAGACUAUGAACCAAAGCCUACUCAGGAGCCUGGCCCAGAGCCUGUCCCAGGAUCAGAGCCUAUGGCAGUGCCUGAUCUUGACAUCGAGCUGGAGCUAGAGCCAGAAACGCAGUCGGAAUUGGACCCAGAGCCAGAGCCAGAGUCAGAGCCUGGGGUUGCAGUUGAGCCCUUAAGUGAAGAUGAAAAGGGAGUGGUUAAGGCAUAGGCUGGUGGCCUAAGUACAGCAUUAAUCAUUAAGGAACCCAUUAGUGCCAUUUGGAAUUCAAAUAACCUAACCAACCUCCAUUUCCUCCCUAACCAACCUCCACUUCCUCCCUCCCUUUUGACCAACCUUCUUCUAACAAGGUGCUCAUUCUUACUAUGAAUCCAGAAUAAACACGCCAAGAUAACAACUAAAUCAGUGCAAGGGUUCCUGCAUUACCAAUAUAGAAUACUAACAAUUUUACUAAUAUGUAAGCAUAACAAUUGACAAGGCAAGUUAUUUCUAACUUAGUUGAGUUUUGCAACAGUACCUGUUAUUUCAGAAAAUAUUAUUUCUCUCUUUUUAGCUACGCUUUUUUUUCUUUUUUUUUUUAGACAGAGUCUUGCUCCGUCACCCAGGCUAUGAUGGUAGUGGUGCGAUCUCAGCUCACUGCAACCUCUGCCUCCCGGGUUCAAGUGAUUCUCCUGCCUGAGCCUCCUGAGUAGCUGGGAUGACAGGCACGUGCCACCAUGCCCAGCUAAUUUUUUUGUAUUUUUAGUAGAGACGGGGUUUGACCGUGUUAGCCAGGAUGGUCUCCAUCUCCUGACCUCAUGAUCCACCCACCUUGGCCUCCCAAAGUGCUGGGAUUACAGGCGUGAGCCACUGCGCCCAGCCUCUUUUUAGCUACUCUUAUGUUCCACGUGCACAUAUGACAAGGUGGCAUUAAUUACAUUCAAUAUUAUUUCUAGGAAUAGUUUCCCAUUCAUUUUUAUAUUGACCACUAAGAAAAUAAUUCAUCAGCAUUAUCUCAUAGAUUGGAAAAUUUUCUUCAACUACAAUAGAGGAGAAUAUGUAAAGGGUAUAUAUUAAUUGGUACAUAGCAUUUAAAAUCAGGUCUUAUAAUUAAUGCUUCAUUCCUCAUAUUAGAUUUCCCAAGAAGUCACCCCGGUUUCCAAUAUCUGAGCACAGCAAAUUUCAAAAAUAACACAAUUUCACGCCUGUAAUCCUAGCACUUUGGGAGGCCGAGGUGGGUGGAUCACCUGAGGUCAGGAGAUCGAGACCAGCCUGGCCAAAAUGGUGAAACCCCCGUCUCUACUAAAAAUACAAAAAUUAGCUGGGUGUGGUAGUGCAUGCCUAUAAUCCCAGCUACUUGGGAGGCUGAGGCAGGAGAAUCACUUGAACCCAGGAGGUGGAGGUUGCAGUGAGCCGAGAUUGUACCACUUUACUCCAGCCUGGGCGACAGAGUGAGACUCCAUCUCAAAAACAAAAACAAAAACAGAAACCAAGCAAACAAAAAACAAAAAAUCCCCACAACUUUGUCAAAUAAUGUACAGGCAAACAUUUUCAAAUAUAAUUUCCUUCAGUGAAUACAAAAUGUUGAUAUCACAGGUGAUGUACAAUUUAGUUUUGAAUGAGUUAUUAUAUUACCACUGUGUCUGAUGUUAUCUACUUUGAAAGGCAGACCAGAGAAGUGUUCUAAAUGAACACUUAAGAUCUAUUUUAGAUAAUUUCAAAUAAUUAUUUAAAUAACCUGUUUUACUGCCGGUACAUUCCACAUUAAUAAAGCGAUACCAAUCUUAUAUGAAUGCUAAAUAUUACUAAAAUGCACUGAUAUCACUUCUUCUUCCCCUGUUAAAAAGCUUUCUCAUGAUCAUAUUUCACCCACAUCUCGCCUUGAAGAAACUUACAGGUAGACUUACCUUUUCACUUGUGAAAUUAAUCAUAUUUAAAUCUUACUUUAAGGCUCAAUAAAUAAUACUCAUAAUGUCUCAUUUUAAUGACUUCUAAGGCUAGUCCUUUUAUAAACAACUUUUCUGACAUAGCAUUUAUGUAUAAUAAACCAGACAUUUAAAGUGUA
Molecule: messenger RNA, 5265 nt
Organism: Chlorocebus sabaeus (green monkey)
Lineage: Eukaryota; Metazoa; Chordata; Mammalia; Primates; Cercopithecidae
Gene: VSIG1
Product: V-set and immunoglobulin domain containing 1
Biological process (GO): epithelial cell morphogenesis; maintenance of gastrointestinal epithelium
Cellular component (GO): plasma membrane; basolateral plasma membrane
Source: RefSeq, a predicted model, not a curated record